Molecule: messenger RNA, 1436 nt
Organism: Desarmillaria tabescens
Lineage: Eukaryota; Fungi; Basidiomycota; Agaricomycetes; Agaricales; Physalacriaceae
Exons: 1
Coding region: 381-1337 (318 amino acids)
Source: RefSeq, a predicted model, not a curated record
AAAGCAUAGAUAUUAUUGAUGGACAGCUGUAGAAAAUUAUGUACGGAUGCAAUUUACUGUAGUCUUAGAGCACCCUUAGCACCGCGUCAUUUAGUUGCCCCUGAACCCACGUGAGUCCUAUUUCGCCGGAGGCUGAUUCGAGGCCUCUCGUGUUUGCUACCUACGACCGUCGGUGUCAACCUUCUUCCUCGUGGAGACAGCAGCGGUCGACUGCUCUGCCGCCCUUUUACUGGAAGUGACUCUUUUUUUCCCGCUGAAAUCCAGGCAGAAUAAUACUGGUAUUCACUGGCCGACAUCAAGGCGACGAGGCGACAAGUAGUACGUUUUCAUGUCUCACGACUUUCCUCGUAUAACCCAUAUCCUUCAGCUUCAUUGCGAGCAUGGCUAGUAUCAGCUCUGUGGUGUCAGCCCCAGCUACCAGCAACCCAGUAUCGUCCAUUCGUAGGAAACCCCAAUUCACGUACCGGUCACCCCCACUCUCAGACCCUCGUUCAGUCAAACCCUCUAUUUUCACUAUUACUCCGAGGACAACACCAUCUGGAAAGCAUAAUGUCGUAGGACGGGAUGCGCUACCAGCGAGCACGACGUCUACCCCGGCGAGCAAGUCAAAGAAGCACCCCAUGGGCCCACCCCUUCCCCUUUAUCAUCCCUUGGGUCCUUUAGCACUUUCGCUGCCACCUCUAGACCCGACUAUUUUCGGUUUUCCGGCUGAUAUCACUGUGGAUGACGAUGAAGGACGCCAGGCACUGGGACGUGGAAAACGCCCAGUUGUCCAGGCUCAGGGUGCCGAAGAAGAGGACACCAAGUCAGCGACGUCUGGCACAGGAUCCGUAGCAGUUGCGCCUGCCGCAGCGCGUGAAGUCAAGGAAAAAGCCAGCAGUCCGCGGAAAAAACGCGGAGGUGGAAAACGGAAACGGAAAGAUGCCGACGACGCUGAUGCGACAUAUCCAGCUAAACGGACGCGUCAGUCGCGAGCCCAGCAGAUGGAAGAAGGUUCUCCGAUGGAAGUUGCAAACACACCUAUCUCAGAGGGUAUCUCAACUCCCGAACCAAGCUUGGCGCUUGAUGGUAACGAAGACAAGUCGAAACCGGGGCGCAGGACGACGCGAUCUCGCGGUCAGCCCGUGCGACGGGACUCUAAUGCAAGCGAAGCCACGUCAGUAUCUGUUGCAGCCUCGACGACUCUGAAAAGAGAAAAAGAUAGUAUCGGGGAGGACAAGAAAUCCGAUACAGAGGUGCCGGACCCGAAUGGUGAUACGGCUGCUUUGGAAGCAGAUGGCAAGCGCAGCGUUCGAAGCAGCAGUAAGGAGGAAGGAGAAAUCAGUGAAGACACAUAAGAUGUCCCCCGCGCGUAUUUGCCGAGUAUUUUUGCUGAACAUUCUUGCUUUUUUUUUUUCCAAGUAUCCUGUCCUGCUCCCACACAUUAUUCUGUACAC